Messenger RNA from Nicotiana tabacum (common tobacco), 1476 nucleotides. The record is from RefSeq and is a predicted model, not a curated record. Lineage: Eukaryota; Viridiplantae; Streptophyta; Magnoliopsida; Solanales; Solanaceae.
AUGCACGAUCUCAUCCGUGAUCUUGCUCAAAGCAUUGGGAGUAAAGACUUCAAGAUGUUGGGACAUGACGUUGCCCAAGGUAGCAUGGCACGGGCUUAUCACCUGUCAAUCCUUUGUCAUUCAGAUCCUGCUUCACUUCCAAAGGAAUUGUAUGGUGCCAAAGAUCUGCGCACACUCCUAUUCUUGUUUUGCACCCGAGACGUCCCUUCUUCUUUUCCACUGAACUUCCAAUACUUGCGAGUCCUGGAUUUAAGUGGAUGUGUGAAAAAGGUGCAUGAGUUGAAUAGUGAUUUGAUAUGUUUGAGAUACCUUGAUCUCUCAAACACUUCUAUUCAAUCACUCCCUCAUGCUAUCUGCAACCUUUGUAAUAUGCAAACCCUGAACCUUUCAUCUUGUGGUAAUCUACUGGAGUUACCUUUUGGCUUGGCUAAUAUAACUGGCUUAAGGCACCUUAACAUAGUGGGAUGUGAAAGUCUGACUCGCCUCCCUGCUGGUCUGGGGAAUUUUCAGCUUCAAACUUUGCCUUUAUACAUUGUGGGCAAAGAGAUUGGAGAAAGCAUCAGUGAAAUCAUUUGUCUAAACUUAAGAGGUGAAUUGAGUAUAAGGUGCCUGGAGAACAUCAGAGACAAAGAAGAAGCUACACUGGCUAAUCUAAGAGCGAAGAAAUAUGUUGAGUUGUUAAGUCUCCAAUGGGGAAGAGGGAACGAAGAGAAGAUAGUGAAGCUGGCAACAGGAUCUACGUCAUAUGAGGUUUGCAGAGAAGUUGAUGGUACAUCAAGAUCAUUACAAAGUGAUAAUGACAUUGUCGUGGAGUGUAUCCUUGAGUGUCUUCAUCCACAUGUAAACCUCAAAAAACUAUAUAUCAAGGGAUAUCCUGGAUUCAAAUUUCCAGAUUGGGACCUCCCUAAUCUAGUUCUGAUUGUUUUGAUAAAUUGUAGAGGAUGUGAUACUUUAUCUACCCUUGGGAAGCUUCCGUUUCUCAAAACACUUUGUCUACAAGGGAUGGAUGGAGUUACACAUAUCAGCGAAGAGUUUUAUGGAGUUGAAACCCUGAAAUUACCAUCUCUGGAAAAACUAACAAUCAGGGAUCUCCCCUUCUUUAUGGUCUUGCACAGACAAUGGAGCAGCAUUUCCUCGCCUGCAAAACAACCUGAUUUCUCUAACAAGUGGGUUCCUCCAUCUAACAGUCUUAGAACAGCUCUCAUCGUAAUGGUUGCCCUCGAUCUUCCUGACUGGCUUGCUAAACUUUCUUCUCUUAGAUCUUUAGCAAUUUCAAAUUGCACACAUUUGAUGUCGUUGCCAGAAGGAUUAAAACACCUCAAUACUCUUCAGCAUUUAUCAAUUCAAGACUGCCCUCAUCUUGAACGGCUUUGCAAGAAGAAAGGUAAGGAAUGGCGAAAAGUAGCUCAUACACCGCACAUCUAUGUUGGUUCACGUAAGAAGAAAGGUAAGGAACGGCUUUUGACUCCAUACUGA